Molecule: messenger RNA, 732 nt
Organism: Bursaphelenchus okinawaensis
Lineage: Eukaryota; Metazoa; Nematoda; Chromadorea; Rhabditida; Aphelenchoididae
Source: the annotation of a GenBank genome assembly
AUGAUUUCACAAGACUGCCCAAAAUUUAAAGCACAAAAUACAGGGGGAAAUGGACGCAAAACCGGCACGAAAAAUGGACAUGAAGGGCAAAGCGAGGCGAAAGUGGUAGCCGGACGAGACGGAGCGAAACAAGACGGAAUGGCCAGUGCGCUGGACAGGCGGGCGAGCCGAAUGCAAUGGGGGCGUUGGCUGUGGCGGAGUGUCGAAGCUAAUACCCCCCACUCUUCUGCGUCCAUCUUUUCGUUGCGCCUGCUUUCGUCCAUCUUUCCGUCCCCUCGAUGCGCCUGCUUUCGAUCGGUCGCUCCACUUCCUCGCCGUCCAUCCCUCCGCUGCCUCUGCCCUGUCCCUCCGCUAACCUUGCCCUAUCCCUCAGCUGUCCUUUCCCUAUCCUAUCGCAGCCUUACUCGCCGCCAACCUCUGCCCAAUCCCUACACUGCCCUCCGCUUCCACUCGUCCUCCGUCUAUGCUCUAGUUUUGCCUCGACGAGAGUGCGCACGCCAACGAAGAGACGAGCCCGAGAAGCGAGGGUGUGCGCCGAAAGCCGAGCAAGGCACUCACACCGCUCGACGGGGUCUGCGAAGGCAGCGAAUGUGUCUAGUGGAGACUGCUGUGUCUAGCAAAGCCCCUUCUCCAAGUUCGGGACACCGACGCGGCGCCGCUCCUCGCCAUCAACCGACGCGCCAACCCCGCCGUAUGACCCCACCAUACACCCUAGCCAAAAAUAAGGGGUAG